Amoebophrya sp. A25 is the source of this 2771-nucleotide messenger RNA. Lineage: Eukaryota; Dinophyceae; Syndiniales; Amoebophryaceae. The record is from the annotation of a GenBank genome assembly.
AGGUCUGGUCCCAUUCUCGUUAAGAAGUACGAGGGAGUGGAAAUCUGUGCCGAGGAUGUUGUCAUGAGGCUGUUGCUCGGAUCGUGCUACUCAAGAUCACUAAAGAACAAGUAGAUCGAAGAUCUCUCGUGUUUUCGACCCGGCUGCGGCUCCUAUGCACUCCACUUCCUGUCUCCGCACGUCACUUGUACUUGCUUAGCUUGUCACACUCGUUUGAGCACCUAGUCUUGCUUAUCCGGUUAUACUUUUCUCUAGUACAUGCAACUGCAUCAUGAUGAUACAUAUGUUUCUAUCAUGCAUCUACUUAUGUUUUCAGCCACAGGCACCACCACAGACUUACCUUCCAUUCUCAUACUCCAAAAAGAAUUUAUUUCAUCUGGUGGCCCUGCCGCGCCCCUUCCAUCAUUAUUUGCUACACAAAUCAUCUCCUUUAGAAAAAUGCCGUUUCUUUUCGGUUUCGGUGGCUGGUUGUCCCGAUUGUUCGGGCUCAGUUCUGCACCAGAGAAUGAGGGCAGUUCUAAAGACCGACUUGAAUCCCGACUCGGGGACCCAGGGAGCAUCUUGACCGAGGAAGAUGUCGAAAACGUUCUUGGGAAAGAGAAGAAACCGCCUCUAGGGGAUGGCUUGGCAUCUCCGACGUCGGGUUCCAUGUCGCCAGAGGAGUGGAGCAACUGGCCAGUAGCAUACAUGCACCCGGAGGAGGACGAUAUCAGCCAGAAGGAAGACGAACCUGCUGAUAAGGGCCGAUCCGGAGAUAAGGUAAGCUCGGGCUCAACCAUGACCUCCGCAUCUACUUCAGGCCAAAUAUCAUCCGGAGGGCGAGGGAUUACAGGUUCUACCGCGAGUCCUUCAUCUCCUCCAACAACUUCUGUGACAUCAAAAGCACCAGAGCUUGCAGCUGCUGGUGCAAGUAAAAGUGCUGCCUCAAGUAGCUCUGUGUCACCUGCCCAGGAAGUUACUGGCGAUGACAGUUCUGGACCGCUGGUGUGCGUGAGCAGUGUCAAGAGGUUUGGAGUGCAUCACACGGACCAGAUGGCAGAGCGACUCUUAACCGACCCUGAAGCAGGCUUUUGGCCAGAAUCGAAACUGGCAGCACUCAGUGAGGAUCCCACCUUCCAAGAGGAAGCGAAACUAGAAGAUUGGUUUGAGGUACUACGCCUAAGAAUCACGCUUGUUGUUAGAUUGAUCUGCGAGAACUAAGUAGUUGGAAUUCAAUUACUUAAUGUCUGACCUGCGUGAUGAGUUGUACUUCUAUCUCUUGAAGAAUCUACUUAGAUUUUAUCUUUAGUUCUUUCUCUCUGUACCUGGCGCUGACGUCGUCAUUCUUGGCGACCUCCUCUUGCUCUUCUUCACCUUCAGAUUGGCUGCCCGUACUCGGGGAGACCACCAGCAGCAUUGAGUGGUGGUCACUCCUCGUAUGGGGAAAGCUUCGCUCGUUUGACUCAUAACGCGGUGUGCGAUCCGAUGCCUCUCAAAAGCGCUGGAGAGAGCGCAGGGGGCGGCGCACCACCUGAGCUUCCGUGCAAUGCCUGUUAUUCCUGGUCGGACUCGGGCGUCGACUGGGGCGCUUGCAAACCGAAGACUCCAAGCGAUCCACCUUCCUGUGCGCUGGUACCGCUUAAGGAAUUGCUCUGGGCGCAGCGGCAGGUCGUGCCUGCGGGUGUCUUUUCAAAACAUCUGCCGCCACGCGUUGCGAGAGAACACUCCACGUCCAUUGCCAAGCCUAACCUGGGCAGCUUGCAGUACGCCACCGGCAUCACGAGCUACUUUAGCACACCAAGUCUUGGUCAACAAGAUGACGAAAGCGAAGAGGGCGACAAGCACGCUGCUAGAGCUUCCAGAAAAAAUGCGAUCAAUGUCAUCUUGCAUCACGAUAUGCCGAUCCCUCCCCCGCCAGCUUCUGCUUCAAAUGAGGCAAGAAAGCAUGUUGCUGCUGCAUCUUCAGCGUCCUCUUCCUACGUCUACCCACAGCUCCCGGUCGCGUUGCCGAAGCAUCUGUGGCUGCAGGCGUACCCUAACGUGGCCAAGCGCUAUGAUGACCUUUUAACGGACGCAAAGAACAAUGUACUAAAUCCUCUUGCGAAAUCCAAAGACUACCCAGCUAUUUGCAGUGGCGCGCUUGGCGCCGGAGAAGGCGGGGCCGAGGCCCACGAGAAGAACCUGCGGCGGGCCUUUCAUCGCGCACAGCAGCUCUUUCAAGACUGCCGCCGACUGCAAGACACGUAUACCGACAUCGUUCUCGGUCCGGACAAGACGGAAGGGACCAAAAUAGAGUUUGAUAAAGCUGUUUUGGGAGAUGAUGAUUCCGAUCCUGAUGCCGCUGCCGCGGGUGCUGCAGGGGCAGCGGCAAAUGGUGGCUCUUCAACUUCAGCAGGCAAAACUGGUAGCACUGUUGGUGGCAAAGGUAAUUCAUGGCUGAGUCCGCAAGAGGUGACAAAGAUCCUUUUCGGGCAAGACGCAAAGGUCCCAUCGUGUGGUGGACUCACCGAGCCUGACUUCAUGCAUGCAAAGGUCAACUUUCUGAACCUUUGUAAGAGAGUCAGCUGACACACAACACUGAAUGUUGAGAGAGGUCGUGGUGUACCUCGUCAUUUUCUCACGAACUUUUUAUUUGGACACAGUGAGUAGACAAGGAUUCUCUUUUAUCUGUGAUAUGUGUGUGUGUGGUGUGUGGUGUGCCAAGCACCUGCCCCCGUGAUCGAAUCUGAAAAUUGCUUCGAAACCGCAGCGACACACGACUAGCAUUCUGUACUAAGCGUGCACAUUCUAGU